AUGUUUUAUAACACAGGGUUUAUCGUUUUUAUUCUCCCUCUUGUCGCAGCGCGCGUGAUAGAGGAUUCUUCUCUGGCCGGCCGGGCAAGCUACUCUUUCAACAACCUCGUAGCGUACGGUGAUGAACUCAGCGACAACGGCAACGGCUCUUUCGCACACGGUAUCACCGGGGAUCCAGCCACCGUCUACGGCUUCGGAACAUGGACCAACGGCCCGGUCGCCGUGUCCUAUCUCUCCGAUCUCCUCCGCGUUCCCUUGACGGACUACGCGUUUGGCGGAUGCUGUGGCGGAAGCGACUUUGGGGCGACCUUUGACAACGCGUACACCAAGUCCAAUGCCGGGGCGACAGAUAUGAUCGGACAGGUUGCCAACUACACUGGUCGCGGCGCCCCAGGUAUCCGCUCCUCCCUGCAGUUUUUGUGGUUUGGCGAGAACGAUCUCAGCCUACACACCGACGCCUUUUGGCUUGGCGACCCAAAGAACGCGCAAUUUGCAAACGACGCGGCAGCCAAGAUCACCGUGCAGAUCAAGACACUUAUUGAAACGGGUGCGCCAUACGUCAUGGUCGCCAACAUCUACCCGAAGCAUCUCGCCCCGGUGACACCGAAGUACCUCUGCGGUGCCAACGCCGACUGCGUCGAGAACUGGGGUCAGGUCAUCCAGCAAGCAAACGGGGCCAUCCAGAAGAGCCUAGGGCAGUUUGGCGAGCAGGUUAUUUACUAUGAUGUGUUCAGCUUCAUGGUGCAGAUACUGGCGAACCCCAAGGCAUUUGGCUUCCCGAAGCCGCUGAACCUCUUCUGCGAUGGAGAUGAGACUGCCCAAUGGACGGAUUGCAUGGUUGACGGGCAUGCCAACGAGUAUUUUUGGAUGAAUUUCAUUCAGCCGACGAUCGCUGUACACAAACUGAUUGCUCAAGAUAUGAAGAAAACCAUUGAUGCCCACUUUUCUUGA
Molecule: messenger RNA, 951 nt
Organism: Colletotrichum orchidophilum
Lineage: Eukaryota; Fungi; Ascomycota; Sordariomycetes; Glomerellales; Glomerellaceae
Product: GDSL-like Lipase/Acylhydrolase
Exons: 1
Coding region: 1-951 (316 amino acids)
Molecular function (GO): hydrolase activity, acting on ester bonds
Source: RefSeq, a predicted model, not a curated record